CUAUUAUCAUCAUCAUGACUCAAAUGCAAUAUGUACGAUUCGGUAAUACUGGUUUAAGGGUAUCUCGGAUUUCUCUUGGUUGUAUGUCUUAUGGUUCUUCUCAAUGGCAAGAUUGGGUAAAAGAUGAAGAAGCUUCAUUGGAUCUCAUAGAAAAAGCAUAUAAACAAGGCAUCAACUUUUUUGAUACAGCAAAUGGAUAUUCCAAUGGUGAAAGUGAACGUAUUUUAGGAAAAGCUAUUAAGAAGUUCAAAUUUCCUCGAGGUCGUAUCGUCGUUGCUACCAAAGUCUUCUUUCCUGUUUCCGAUGAUAUUUCUAAUAAUGUCCUUGGUGCGAACGUCGAAAAUGAUGCUCAUUUUGUGAAUGGUUAUGGUUUAUCAAGAAAACAUAUCUUUGAUGCCGUAGAUGCUUCGUUAAAACGAUUGGAUUUGGAUUAUAUUGAUUUACUAUAUAUUCAUCGAUAUGACAAGAAUACGCCGAUUGAAGAAACGAUGGAAGCGUUAAACGAUAUUGUCAAAUCUGGAAAAGUAAGAUACAUUGCAGCAUCUAGUAUGAACGCAUGGAAAUUCAUUCAAGCCAACCAUGUCGCUGAAUUAAAAGGAUGGACCAAAUUUGUUGGUAUGCAAAAUUUAUAUAAUCUUAUUUACCGUGAAGAAGAGCGCGAAAUGAUUCCUUUUUUGGAGAAUCAAGGGAUCGCCAUGAUACCAUGGUCUCCAUUAGCAAGAGGAUUACUUUGCCGUCCUGAAAAUGAAAGUUCAAUACGUUUCAAUACUGAUCGUGCCAUUAAUGGUUUUUUCUCUCAAAAAGAAAGUGCCAAUAAUUCUGAGAUCAUCCUAAGGGUUAAACGUUUGGCCGAUGAAAAAGGUGUCUCAAUGUCACAGAUUGCUCUGGCUUGGGUUUUGAGUAAACCUUUUGUAACAUCACCUAUUGUUGGUAUAGGAAAAGAAGAACACUUGUAUGAUUUGGUCAAGGCAUUGGAUAUUAAUCUGACACAAGAAGAAAUUAAUAUGUUAGAAGAACCAUAUAUCCCAAGAAAUUUAAUUCCCAUGUGAAAAUCUUGAUAUGAAUCAUUCAUUCAUUAUUUUAAUAAAUAAAGACCAUUAUUAAAAC
Halteromyces radiatus is the source of this 1107-nucleotide messenger RNA. RefSeq names its product NADP-dependent oxidoreductase domain-containing protein. The transcript is spliced from 5 exons. Bases 15 to 1049 code for a protein of 344 amino acids. NCBI's taxonomy places the organism in Eukaryota, Fungi, Mucoromycota, Mucoromycetes, Mucorales, Cunninghamellaceae. The record is from RefSeq and is a predicted model, not a curated record.